Messenger RNA from Neocloeon triangulifer, 2129 nucleotides. It is a transcript of the gene tum, whose product is annotated as rac GTPase-activating protein 1. The record is from RefSeq and is a predicted model, not a curated record. The transcript has 10 exons. NCBI's taxonomy places the organism in Eukaryota, Metazoa, Arthropoda, Insecta, Ephemeroptera, Baetidae. Bases 142 to 1953 code for a protein of 603 amino acids. Gene Ontology annotation, biological process: signal transduction.
CUUUGCUACAGGCAUUGGUCGUUUUUCAAAUUUUCCGUUGGUCUUUGUUGUUAUUCCGGUUGAUCUUCGACUGCAACUUUAUCAUCGCACCGGCGAAUUUCAGGAAAUUAUUCAUUUUUACUGACAUAAUACAAGGACGCAAUGGUGCUCUCCACCGUAGCCCAGUUCGACGAAAUGUGUCGACUGGGAGCUUGCCUGUCUGAAGGCGUCGAGGAAGAAUUUCUGGCGUUCUGCACAAACCAGGAAGAUUGCAGGAAGCAGUGGCUUCAAGCUGUUUUUGAAUGUCAACGUUUACAAGCCAAGCUGGCGGACAGCAACCAUGCUUUGUCUGAAAUGGAGAACAAGCUGGAACAUGCAAGGAACCUGCUUGACCAAGAAAAAAGGCAGAGACGCAAAAUCGAACAUGAAAGAGAUGCGCUAGAGAAGCAAAUUUCACUGGUGCGUGAUAUGCUCGAGAACAACAAAGUGAAUGAUGAGACUAGAGAAAAGUUGGCAUUCCUCGGAAACAUAUCUUCUGGCCAUGUCCGACACGAGAGUGAAGUUAGGCAUGUGCCCUUGGAUGUCAUCAAUGAGUUCGAAACAACUGGAUCAAUUUUGUCGGAGCUGGGCUACUCUCAAUCAGACGAUGAGAUGGAAGUUUCCAUCCUUAGGAAUGGCAAAACCAGGAGACGUUCCUCUCGUCCGUACAUACCUGAAGAUGCUGCUUUUAUGCAAUCCAAACGGAGGCGUUCGAGCAAGGGUAGAAAGUCAAUUGAGAUGGAGGUGUCAGGUGGGCACUUGGUUGCCACAACCACAGUGACUGUAACCCCUCAAAUAGGCUCUGUCAAAGCAAGAUCGAAGAUGGAGUCCGUUGCUGCUCCUUCUGCACCUCCCAUGGAAGAUUCACCAUCAACUGAUGACUCGUUCUGGAAGAAAGCAGGCCCGAGCGGUGCAUUUGGCCCAGGUGGAGAUGCGAUGGAACAGCCGGCCAUCAUUGGCCUGCCAUCAACCUUGGGCCGCAUAAACUCCCGCAACCACGUUUUUUGUACCAAAAACAUUAUCAAGCCAGAAACAUGUGGACCUUGCAAAAAGAAGAUCAAGUUUGCUGCCAAGGUGAUGAAGUGUGUAGAGUGCAGGGCUGUGUGCCACCCUGAUUGCAAAGAUGAUGUGCCUCUGCCUUGUGUGCCAAUGGGAGUCACUCCGAUGAAGAAAAUGGGAUGCAUUGCGGACUUUACAACCAUGACUCCACCAAUGGUGCCUGCAAUAGUGAUUCAUUGCAUCAAGGAAGUCGAAAAACGAGGAUCAACAGAAAUUGGCAUUUACAGAGUGCCUGGAUCUGAGAGAGACGUGAAAGCUCUAAAGGAGCGAUUCUUGAAAGGCAAAGGUGCACCCGACCUCAGCCAAACAGAUAUCCACACCAUUUGUGGGACUCUGAAGGAAUUCCUUCGUUCUCUGAAGGAACCUUUGGUCACCCAGUCACAGUGGAAGGACUUCACCAGGGCUUGCGAGCACCGUGAUCCUGCUGAAGUGAAAGCGGCGAUGUAUACGGCCAUCGCAGAACUGCCACAGCCCAACAGAGACACCCUGGCCUUCCUCAUCAUGCACCUGCAAAGGGUUGCAGGGUGGGAGGAAUGCAAAAUGCCCAUCGGGAACCUGGCUAAGGUCUUCGGGCCUACAAUAGUUGGUUACUCCACUGACGACAUGGACGCCAUGAGAAUGGUCACUGAAACGAGGAUGCAGCAAAAUGUGAUGACUGAACUUCUCAACAUUCCAUCCGACUACUGGGCAAACUUCCUGAACAAAGAGUCAGAACAGUUGACCACACCAAAAUCUUUGUUCCAAACCCCAUCCUCUGCAUCGUUGAGGCGCCAGUCAUCGUUGAACAAGCCAGGUUUCUUCACCAACACUCCCAGAUCAGCCAGGAUGCUGCUUGGCAAACGAGAUAAAUUCUUCUCCACUCCAGAUAAGUACUAGAAUAUUUGCAUAUGAAUCUGUAUUAUAUUAAAUCUGAAAACCUAAUUAUGUUCUUGUUCUCUUAUGAAGUAUCUUGUUUUAUAUACUAAAAUAGAUUUGUUUUACUAAAUAACAAACAAAAAUAAAUUAAUCUUUACAAAUAUUUGAAUAAAAAUUAUUAAAUAAAAAAAUGAAAA